Molecule: messenger RNA, 330 nt
Organism: Kwoniella shivajii
Lineage: Eukaryota; Fungi; Basidiomycota; Tremellomycetes; Tremellales; Cryptococcaceae
Product: cytochrome c
Exons: 4
Coding region: 1-330 (109 amino acids)
Biological process (GO): mitochondrial electron transport, cytochrome c to oxygen; mitochondrial electron transport, ubiquinol to cytochrome c
Cellular component (GO): mitochondrial intermembrane space
Molecular function (GO): electron transfer activity; heme binding
Source: RefSeq, a predicted model, not a curated record
AUGGCUGGUGACUCUUACUCUCCUGGUGACGCUACCAAAGGUGCUAGUAUCUUCAAGACCAGAUGUGCCCAAUGUCACACCCUUGGUUCCGGUGAACCUCACAAGGUUGGCCCUAACCUCCACGGUCUUUUCGGAAGACAAUCAGGUCAAGCCGAAGGUUUCGCCUACACCGCUGCUAACGUCAACAAAGGUGUACACUGGGAAUCGGAUACCCUCUUCGACUACUUGGAAAACCCCAAAAAGUAUAUCCCCGGAACAAAGAUGGCUUUCGCUGGUUUGAAGAAGGCCAAGGACAGGAACGAUUUGAUCACUUUCUUGGAGAAAGAGUAA